Messenger RNA from Bactrocera oleae (olive fruit fly), 8780 nucleotides. RefSeq names its product small subunit processome component 20 homolog. The record is from RefSeq and is a predicted model, not a curated record. Gene Ontology annotation, cellular component: small-subunit processome; 90S preribosome; nucleolus. NCBI's taxonomy places the organism in Eukaryota, Metazoa, Arthropoda, Insecta, Diptera, Tephritidae.
CAAAUGUACAUUGAACGCACGGCAACCGCAACAUGUGCGCUGCAACUGUCAUAUUUAAUUUUUCCUACUGCCUGCAUUUGUGGAGCUAAAAAAUGUUUUAAAGUGUUUAAACUCAAUUUUAAACAAGUGUUGAUAAAAAAUACAAAGUGAUUCCUCAAAAUAAAUGUAAAUACACAAGUAUGGCGGAAAUAUUGCACAAAACUAAAAACGCCAACACUUUUCGGUACAAAUCCUUUGCGGACCGUGUUAAUGAGAUUGAUAUACGUCGCUUGGCUUUGUACCGCAUUGGUCAUGAAAACGAAGAACUGCCAGAGGAAGAAAACGAAACAUGCUUUCAUCAAACGCUGAAGAAAUGGAUAGUGUUAAACUUGACAGACGAGUUCGGCCAAUUUAGCCGCAGAUGUCUGAAGGUGGUAACAUUGCCACAACUGGUGCACAAAAAAGACUUUGUGAUAGACCUCCUAUUGGAGCGUCUCUCAACGGCCACAACUCUAUCAUUGCAGCCUUUGUUGGAAUUAUUAUACGUGUUAGCGCGCGAUUUACGUGAGGAUUUCUACCCGUACUUUCAACGCGUACUCGAUCGACUCAUUUGUCUGCUGAAUACACAAGACGCUGAGCAAUUAGAAUGGACACUGGUUUGCUUGGCUUACCUAUUCAAAGCACUAAAACCGUACUUGAAAAAAAACAUCGGUGUGGUGUUCCAUGCCAUUUUGCCACUACUAGAUGAACAGCGUUACGAAGAGCAUGUAACGAAUUUUGCUGUGGAGUGUUUUUCCUUUAUAGCACGUGAUGUGCGUGAUUAUCGUAAAUUUCUUGACUUCGUUUUGGACACAAUAGCACGCGAACAGGUGGACAGCAUAGCAGGAUGUGGGCGUUUACUCUUUGAAAUUGUGCGUGGUGUGAAAGGACAAUUCCAUUCGGUGGCGGGCGAUUUUCUACAGUUUAUAUUUGAAUGCCUGGUUGACGAACAGCGGGCCAAGUCCCAGAACAAACUGCAACUGCUCUGUGAAAUUGUGAAACAAUCGGUGCAAGAGUUACUCAAUUUUUUGUUGCCUCAAAGCAUGCCGCUCUAUUGGAACAAACUCUGCAAUGUAAUCCAAAACAUGAUGUUAGCUGGUGUGGGGGCUUCGGAAAGAUUCGUAUAUAUUCUGCCGUUAUUCAUACUCGCAGCCGAGCACCGCAAUGGUAAAUAUCUGUGCGAAUUAGAUAUGGUGGUACCAACUGUUAUCAAGAUGUUGGACUACUGCGGGCAAGAACAAGCUAAAGUGAAGGCGAAAGGAGCCCUAAAUUUGCUAGUAGAAUUAGUUAGCAAGGUGUUAUUGGCAAAUAGUGCACACCUGACACAAUUAGAUACCAGCCGCUUAAUGAAGAAAGCGUUGAGUGUGCAACAACACGAUAUUUAUGCGCAAUUUGUGUUACUUGUUGGCGCGCAUGCGCAGUUCGAGCUAUUAGUGCUACCCUCUGUCGUUGCGAACUUUGAGGAAAAGUUCGAUGAGCCUGCAUUUGAGCUAUUGGCGCGCGUUGUUCUGCAUAAACGACCACUGGCUGGCAACGCAUUUGCACUGGAGUUUUGGCAGCCUUAUAUUUUACACAUAAAACAACAAAACACGCUAGAAAAACUGAAACAAAAAAUAAACUCACUUGCAUUUAAUGAAAAUGAAUUGGAAGAAGCAAAUACUGUAUUGCGAGAGCAAGUUUUAUUGCUAAUUUUAGUACCACAUAUUGCGGGUUUGGAAAAAGCGGCACUCGAGCCAAAGCUAAACACAAUUUUGAUGCAAAUUUUAGAUAGCUUAAAUGCUAAUAAUAAUUUAGCGCAGAAAUUGACAUUAUACUCACUCGUGCUCGAGACGCAUAUUCAUCUUAAAUUUAAAUGUGUGUCAGAUUUUGUACAACGCUCCAUAGAAACACUGCUACCCCAUGCAACAAAUAAUCUGCAAGCUUUGGGUGCGCUAGACCAACUCCUAGGCGCAACGCCAAAAUUUACCGAGGAAGAAAUCCAACGCAUAUCGGAACUUCUGGUGCCACUGCUUAGUUCGCAUGCGCAUGAUAUGCGCCUGCUCGCUGCGCACGGCCUACAAACGCUGCAUCAGCAAACGAAACUGGCACAUCCCUAUAAAAUAUUCUAUGCCGCCGAAUGCAUUGAACCAAAUGUACAUAAUUAUCGUGAGCAAUUGCUGCAACUGCAGCAGCUCGAGACGGCCGGCGAACUCUACCGCGCCAUCGAGAAACAGGAGUCUCAGCGCGAUAUCUAUAAGCGGCACAUACUGCGCUUUCUGCUCGGCAUGUUGUAUCAUAACUUUAAGUUUGUCUGGGAGCCAGUACUGAAACUAAUAGAAUCAUACGCACAAGUGAUGAGCGUCGCAGACUUUUGGGCUAUUUAUCACCUACUUUUGCAGCAAACAGCUGAAAGUAUAGACUACACUGUAACUGACGCGCAGAAUUCCAACACCGCCGCCGUAGAAUAUGUGCCUUGCUGGAGCAGCGCGAUCUUAAAUGAGUUGCUUCCCACGGUACAGCUGCCUAAACAAACGCAACAACAAUUGUUGAACUAUCGCAAUCUGUUGUGGAUGCGUCUGCCACAAUUUGGACAGAUGGCACAGCAAAAAAAUCGCGAUCUGGUCGGUAUCUUUCUGCAAUUCAUUAACCAGGAGUAUCGCGCGCGCUUGGAAAGACGCGAGCUGACUUGGGAUCUUACGCAGCUGGCGGCGGGACAAGCGCAGGAGCAACUCGCAGAGGCAGAUACUUUUGACAGCGAUGCGGAGGAGGUUGAUGACGACAAGCAAACAGAACGUUCGCGCAAAAGUGGACGUCGCGGCAAACAGCGCAAAGAUCAGCAAGGUUUCAUCGCCAAAAGCAUACUACAAACGUUACAAAGCAAACUUGGCGUAUUUGCCGCGCAAACGAAUCCUCGUUCUCUUUAUCGUGAACCUGAAUUAUAUGCGCUCUACUUGGAUCUGCUGGCUGGUCCGAAUGCACAGUUACAACGCGCGGCGCUCGACUGCAUACUCAGGUACAAAUCGAAAUCUUUAACACCACACAAGGAACACCUAUACGCAUUAGUGGAUGAAGUGAAAUUCAAAGAGGAAUUAGUCAACUUCAAAUUAGAUGAAGCCGUUAGCGUGGAACAGCGGCCAGAGCUCAUGAAAAUACUGCUACGUAUAUUGUAUGGCAAAAUGAUCACCAAAGGUACACAGCGCGCGCUGAGCGCACAAGCGCGUAAAUCAUUGAUACUACGCUUCCUGGGACAGUGUACCACCGAAGAAAUUCUGUGGUUCUUGGAAAUGGCUUUCGGCAAGUAUGCCAAAUACACCGAAGCUGCUUUGCCACUAGAGCAGAUACCAGCGCUAGUGUUGGCCGAUUUCGAUAUACACGCGGCGUGGUCACCAAAAAAACUGCAAAGCAUAGUAAAUCUGCUGGAGUUGAUACGCAAAGAGUUUGGCGGUCUAAUGAAGCGUGACUUUCACAUUUAUAUGCUGAAACUGCUAACAUUCGUGGGUUGUGCUUGCAAUGCCAUUUUACUGUUGCCCGCCGACCAGCUGGCGCUUAUACAUCCAAAGAUGAGUGUGGUCUACAAAAAUGUGCGCAACGCCGCUUUACUGAGUUUGGUGAAUUUCUUCGCGCACAUCGACGAAUUCGAAUGGGAGCUCUUACAGGUUCGCUGCUUGACUGAAGUUUACAUUUGGCCGGUCAUCGAAAAGUUGCCGCAAGAUGCCAUUCACACGCCGACACCACUGUUGCGUCUACUCUUACAGUGGGGUGAAAAGCCGCAGCACUUCAACUACUUAGCGCAACGACGCGCGUUUGUUGUAGAUGCGCAGGAAACACCGAUUAUCUUCCAUUAUGUGGUGACGCUGCUGUUGAAUGAGAAAGCAAAGCCUGCGGUUCGACGUCCCAUUAUGGCGUUGGUCGAGCGCCUGUUGGAACAAAAAUCGAAAGUGGAACAAGUGGAAGUUAGUGGUCUACAUAUUGUAAAACCUUACAUUCCUGAACUCUUGAAACGCCUGCGCAUGAACUUUAGCACGCGCGCCGCCAAGCAAGCAAUUGACAAACGCGAUCUCAAUAUACUAUCGUUACUCACCGCACACGUGGAGGACGCAGCGACAUGUGAUAGCUUAUUGCAGCUGUUACUCCCAAUCCUUAUAGCGAAGUCUCAGCGCAACACCAGUGAAGAAGUAGUUACGCAAGUUAUAACAACACUCGCAAAUCUGAUCAAGCAGCUCGACGCACCUGAGGCCUAUUUACGAAAACUCGCACCGCUUUUCGAGCAGACACAAGAGGUGAACGCGCGUAAAUUGUUGUGUCAGCUAGUCACGGACAUUGCACGCAAGCGCCAUAAGCAGGCUACACAAAGCAAUGACGAAGCGCUCCUUGCGCAGGCGACGCGCUUACAACGCACAGCGCGCCUCACUAACAUGCUGAACGCCUGGGACAAACGUUGGGUAGAGCAACCCGAUUACGACAAGCGCUUGGAUGCGCUUAAAGAAAUUGCGCAGCUCUUGAAUGCUGAACAGAAUGGUGUUGAUAUAGAGCUUGGCGUGCUCGUGAUCUACAACUGCGUUUACUUCAUUAAAUAUGAUAAAGAUAUGGGCUUACGCGACAAUGCCAGCGAACACUUGCGUUUGCUGUUGCCGCGUCUCGCUCAACGCUUUGCCGUCAGUGCAGAGGAUAAACCCAAUGUGGACUAUUUAGUUGGUGACGUGGCCAUUAAUUUGCUCAGACGCUUAUUGCGUGACAACAACGACAAUGUACGAUACGAAGGCAUACGCUUAUUAGGCGAAUUGGCGCGCCAAGCGCCUACAACACAUGCUGUCUUGCAAGAUUUGGCACCACUGGGCGAUCAACAAGACGCAGAGGUGGAUUUCUUUGAGAAUCUUACACAUUUACAAAGCCAUCGCCAUGGACGCGCUCUGCUUAAAUUCUGCUCUUAUGCACAGACGAUGACGCGACGACCAUGCACGCGCACACUGACAGAGUUUGUAUUGCCGCUGGCCACACGCUAUCUGUUGCAGGAGAAGCACGCUGGUAAGCACACGCUUAUAGACGCCGCUAUCGAGACGGUAGGCGUAGUAUGUCAACUACUGCCUUGGCAGCAGUAUCAUGCGCUGCUGCGCUACUAUCUGACCAAGUUGCGCAGCACACAGGAACAUCAGCGUCAAUGCGUACGCAUUGUGGUGCGCAUACUCGAUGCGUUCCAUUUUGAUUUGACACAAGCGCAAGCUGAUGCGCAAGCGCUGCAACAGCUGCGCACUAAGUUAAGUAGUGAAGAAAUGACAGAACAAGCUGAGGAGAAAGACAAAAGCGCUGAUAAAAAAGAAGUAGUGGCAGCAGAGGAGGAGGAAGAUGCGGAUGAGAAGGAAACUGAAGCCGAUGAUGAAGACGAAGACGAAGACACGGCACUCGCUGCAGAACUGGCUGCCGCGGACACAGAAACUAUGACAGUGCAGGAAGACUCCACACCCGCUAUUGGCAUACUCAACGCCGCGCUAGUGCUGCCAGCUGGCGCUGCCAAACGCGUUAUGGUCACAAUCACCAGCAUACUUAUACCGACCCUCAAUCGCGCAAUCACAGAGCAGAGCUCAUACGAUAACAAGCACAAAGUGAAUCGUAAGCGUUUUAGCGCAGAGCGCGAAGAGGAGGAAAUACUGCGUGUACCGAUCGCGCUGGCGCUUGUUAAACUGAUGCAAAAGUUGCCCAAGGAGCUAAUGGAGGCUAGUUUACCAGGUGUUUUCAUGAAAGUUUGUACCUUUUUGCGCUCGCCACUAAAGUCGGUGCGCAUGCUAACGCGUGACAUAUUGAAAAAGAUUAUGCUCGCGCUUGGCGCCAGUUACCUUUCACUGCUUAUGGACCACUUGCAAUCGCUGUUGACGCGCGGUUUUCAAGUGCACGUGCUUGCCGUCACUGUGCACGGUGUCUUGGAUGCGUUGCGUGAAAAAUUGCAGCCAAGUGAUAUUGAAAACUGUCUGCACAACUUGCUCGACGUGGCGUUGAAUGAUAUUUUCGGUGAAAUUACCGCCGAAAAGGAAAACGAAAAGAUUGCCGCACAUACACCCGAAGCUAAACCGAGCGCCAAAAGCUACCUGGUAUUACACAUUGUGGCGCGCAAUAUACAAGACAACUGUCUGCUGGAUCUGCUCAUGCCGUUCAAGGAGCAUUUAACGCGUUCGCAUUCGCGUAAAGUCACUCUGAAAAUACAGGAUUGCUUUGCGAAGAUAGUGAGCGGUUUAGUUGAGAAUGCGCACAUUUCGCGCGAGAGUUUGCUCAUCUUCAUCUACGGCACAGUUUCGGAGAGUAUCAUAGAUCUGCUGCCGGGCACACAGAAGCGCGCGCUUAGUGAGCAGGAGAAAGAGCGUAUGCGGCGCGCUCGACCUGACUGCUUCAUCAUACAACCCGCGCCGCGCACACGUUCCGGUGCGGUCAAUAAACGCGUGCAAUCGAACGCGCAAGCCAAUGCGCAUAUACUUAUCGAAUUCGGUCUAGAAUUACUGCAGAUAGUUUUGAAACGCAAAAAGCUGGUAGAAGUGGACUAUCAGCCUUUCUUGAAUCCCUUACUGCCGCUGCUACGCGAUGCGCUGAAAAGUACACAUGUGCGCGUGGUGACUUUUGCAUUGAAAUGCUUCGGCGCCAUUUGGAACGACGCUUAUGAAUUGCCGGCGCUGCAGCAGCAAUAUCUUAGCGACGUCGUCGAGCGUAUGUUCGAGAUAUUAAAGAACAUAUCCACCUUUGGCGCGAUCAAGCAAGAUGAGAAUCUUCAAUUGGUUAAAUCGUCCUACAAAGCCAUUGUGGCGUUACUGCGCAAAUGUAGCGAUUACGAGCUUACGCCAGAGCAAUUGCAACAGCUCGUGCUCUAUGUCGAGCAAAAUCUGUACGAAGGCGAACAUCAAGCGCUUUCCUUUUCGCUACUCAAAGCGCUCAUCGCGAGACGCGUUGAGGCCGAGUCGUUCCAUCAAAUAAUGAAACGUAUCGGCGAUAUGUCGAUCGUGUCACAGUCGGACUUUGUACGAGACGAGGCGCGCAAUAUACUGGUCACCUACAUCAUGGAAUAUUCACUGAAGAAGCGCGUCGAUCAGAUUAUAAAAUUCUUUACAGUACAAUUGCGCUAUUCGUUGCCCUCAGGUCGACAAUCAGUCAUACAAUUUCUGCAUACUUUAAUCAAAAAGUUUCCGCUGAAGAUGCUUUCCAAACGUGCGGAAUUUCUUUACAUCUCGCUGGGACCACGUUUGGUCAACGACGAGGACCCGGGUUGCCGCAAGGCAAUCGCCGACUGCAUCGAAUUGCUGAUUACACGUUUGGAAAAAGUCGAUCGCCAGCGCUUAUUCGACAUGACGCUGCUCUUCUUCGAAGCCGGAAAUAAACCUUCGGUGGCAGAAAUGGCUGCGUCGCUGUGUUCGCGUUUUCUGAACGCGGAAAAGCAAACAUUUGCGCCGCGCCUCAAACUCGUGCUUCCCACAAUUGUUGCGCGUCUCACAAUGAAUAAUCCUAGCGCGCCCGGAAGAUUUGUACGCGCGCCAAAGGCGCUGGGCUUUGACGUGGAUGAGGAAAAGCUCAAGAAGCGCAGAAAAUAUAAUAAAAUUAAAGGCCAAAACAGCAAGCAAGUCGAGGAAAUCGUACUCACUGAGGAGGAAGUAGCCAAAACGGCUGAGGAGCACCAACGCGCCAUCGAUCACGAAAUAAUACAAAUACAAUAUUGUCUGCUAAAGAUGUUGGACUACUGUGCCGUGGAGCUGCUCAGCGGCAACAAUGCCGAAUUGAGUCACGUGAUCGAUGAACUGGCUUAUGAAUCGCAGAAACUGCUUGCGCAUGAGCACGUCUGGGUACGCUGCAAUGCGGCCAAAAUUAUCGCACUCAUUUUGAGCAACUACGAUUAUGCGCGUGUUGGCGCACAGUUAGCGAGGGCUCAACAGCAUCCAGACUACACAAACGGCAAUGGGGUGGACGCUAACGCAGCGAAAUUCGAUUUCAUUUAUACCAAUCCCGUUUACGAUAUUAAAUCGUUGGUGUUGGACUUGUGCGCCCAAGUGGUGCCCGGCGACACGCAACAAAAUAUGAUUGAUGAAAUAGUUAAGAUCUUCCUGUUCAUAGGAAAUAUGUUGCGCGAUGUGCCUUUUAGUGUUAAGCAAGAAAAACAGGAAGACGACGCAGCUGAGGAAAAGGAGAACACAACAGUGGAACAGAAGGAAGAGAAUACGGCGGGUAUAAAAAUUAAUUUGUACUGGCUAGUACGUAAUGUACGCUUCCUGAUUAACAGAGAAGUGGCUAAGGCGCCACAUUCCACCGUAGUGCGGUCAGCACUUUUCACGCUAAUCGAGGGUCUCAUCACAUUGCUCAAUGUGGAAACACUGGAAAUGCUUGCACCACCGCUGCUGAGUGCGCUGGUACGUGAAAUGUCUGAGGAGGACCAAAAUGUUGACGGGGACUUGCGACAAUUGGCGCUACGUGUUGGUAGUCGUUUGCGCAAGCGUAUUGGCUCCGAUCUGUAUGAUAAAUUGCGCACGCGCACGCAGACUGCAUUAAUGCGCCGGCGUGCCGAACGUAAGAAAGUGCUCGCGCAGGAGAAAAUACACGAUCCGUUGCGUGCGGCAAAGAGAAAAGCCGCAACACAGGAACGUAAAAAGUCGGCGAAGCGCUUGAAGGCGGAUGUGAUGCGCGGCAAGGCAGCAGAUACGAAGCAAAAGCUAAAGAAACGCAAGCGCAAAGCAGAGGAAGAGUUGUUCUAAUUUUUAUUUAAUACUAAAUAAAUAUUAAUAUUAUAAAUAAGUGUAAUUGAAAAUUUGUAUAAGAAA